This is a messenger RNA of Aspergillus fischeri NRRL 181, 1071 nucleotides long. RefSeq lists its product as uncharacterized. The transcript is spliced from 2 exons. The record is from RefSeq and is a predicted model, not a curated record. The coding region runs from base 1 to 1071 and encodes 356 amino acids. NCBI's taxonomy places the organism in Eukaryota, Fungi, Ascomycota, Eurotiomycetes, Eurotiales, Aspergillaceae.
AUGGCUGAAUUUAAAUAUCCAGUUCGCUCUGCUCAUUUGAAUCGGAAAGCUGCCGGAGUCUUCGAGGUUCCACAUCUGCCACCUUGGGCACAAAGCCACGUUCAGCACGCGCAGAAUCUCCUUGAGUGCUCAGACGAACCUAUUGAGUACGAUCACGACGACGAAGACUACUCGGACAACUGCUUCUUUUUUCCCGAGGACUGUUCCUGGUCUCCGCCUCCGAACUGGGUUAUUGAAGACGACAGGUCCGAAGACGAGAUUGCCGACGGAACUGACUCUGAGCACGACUACGACGACACAAUGAUUCCGGGACUUCCGGACAUUCGAAUGCUCGAUGCAGAGGCCCUCAGCGAUUUGCUGGAGGACAACCUCUCACCUCCUGAGAUCACUACGAUCAUGGUGUUUGCCACAAACGGCGCCAUCUUCGCCUAUGCUUCGUCACUUUCGUCUCGGCAGUUGCGCAACUUGAGCGCGACAUACGGAGCUGCCUAUACUUGCUACGCAAAGAACGCCUCGAGCGGGAAUCUUACAGGCGUGAACCCAGCCAGUCACCCGUCGUCAUAUGUCACGGCACAAUCGGUGUCGCUAGGCGACGUAGGCUCGAUUGUCUUUGAGCUUGACGACUCGGUGGCCGUUGUGACCAGGAUAGCGGACAAAGUCCUGCUGGCCGCUGUGGGGCCGUCGAAAUCUGACACCGACGAGGCCGGUUCUGCUGACGGAAGGCAAGUUCACCAAAACGGCUUUGCGAAAUCGGGGACAGAGGCGACGUCGGCAACGGAGUCGAAUGCACACCGGCCCACCACCAACGGUACAUACACCAGCCAAGCACCAUCCACCACGACCUCUACCCCGACCAGCAUCUCUCGCAAGGAGAGCAAAGCUGACGUACAGGCAGACGCAGAGCUAGAGACGCAGUACGAGAUCGACCGGAGCAGCAAUCUCGCUCGUCUAGCCAGCUUGAAUCUGUCUGCAUCGCCCUCGACGCUCUUGGCGCUCGAGUCAAAGGCUGCCGCGCUGGGAAGGUUUCUCAGUCAGAAGUUGGCGGACCUUGAGAGUCCUGACGAUUUUUAG